Wallemia ichthyophaga EXF-994 is the source of this 855-nucleotide messenger RNA. RefSeq names its product Protein bcp1. Bases 1 to 855 code for a protein of 284 amino acids. The record is from RefSeq and is a predicted model, not a curated record. NCBI's taxonomy places the organism in Eukaryota, Fungi, Basidiomycota, Wallemiomycetes, Wallemiales, Wallemiaceae. Gene Ontology annotation, cellular component: nucleus. The transcript has 3 exons.
AUGAGUUUACAGGAGCCAUUGAAGGGUACAACAAAGCGCAAGACCACUGCAGAGGAUGACGAGGAUAAUGAGAUUGUUAACGUUGAUUUCGAUUUCUUCAAUUUGGAGGAUAUAGACUACCACGCUAUAAAGCAUCUUUUAACGCAGCUAUUCCACUCAGAUGCUGAACACCUAGAGCUACACACCCUCACUGAUCUAAUUUUAUCUCAAAACAACGUCGGUAGCACUAUCAAGGUUGAUGGAAAGGAGUCCGAUCCUUACGCCUUCCUUACUGCUAUCAGUCUAUCGAAACACAAAGGAAACAGCGCCGUCGGGAAGCUUUCGAGCUACCUCGUCGGUAGAGCAAAAUCAGCUAACAAUGAUGCGCUGUGUAGCACUCUCAUGCAGCUUUUGAGCGACGAGAGUGGAAGCAACGUCGGUGUCUUAUUGGGAGAGAGACUUGUCAACAUGCCUGUCGUACUUAUUCCACAUAUGCUGAGAUUCUUACUUGAGGAAUUAGAAUUGGCUAGCCAGUCUGCACCAGAUGAUUUCAAAUUCACUCACUUUAUCAUUCCUACAAGAACAUACUUUGAAUCAGAUAACGAUAUUGAUAUGGACACAGGCGAACAAGGUCCAAUGAAGAAAAAACGCGGCGGAAACGAAUCCAAAUUGCAAACAUUCCAUCCAGAAGACGAAGUUACUCAGGAUUUCACAGAUCUAGUUGCAGACUACCAAUUCCAACACGUUGUAAACAGAGAGAGUGAUGAGUUUGGUGCUGAUGUACGCGGACGUGUUAUUCUCAUCGAAGCUCAAAAAUUCAAGAAUGUGGUGCUACCAAAGAUGAUUGAAGCGACAACGGUAUCAGCUGGAUUGUAA